AUGGCGACUCCAGACCUCUCGACACUCACGUCCUCCGCCCAGAUCUUCUCCUCCAACUACACCCUCCCCCAAAUCCGCGCGAUACACAAAUCCCUCCAUGUCGAAAUAGACGAAAAAGCGAGCCGCCUGCGCACGCAGGUCGGUAGCUCCUACCGCGACCUCCUCGGGACAGCCGACACGAUUGUCCAGAUGCGGAAGGACAACGACGCCGUGCAGGGCGUGCUGGGCCGCAUGGGCGGGCGCUGCGGGCGCGGCGUCGUCGGAUCAAAGGUCGCUGGGCUGAGCAAUUUCGAAGGGAGCAUAAAGGAGCUGUACGGCGGGGACGUGGGCGUCGUUGCGAGGGCAAAACUCCUCGAGGCUUGCGGGCUCGUCGUGGGACGCGUGCUCAAGGGGUCUGGGGCCGGGAGCCUGGAGCUGAGCAGAGGGGACAGGGUCGUAUUGGCGAGCAAGGUUCUGGUGCUGAGCCGACUUUUGGUGAAAAGCUUGGGAGAGGAGAAGGCUUUGGAAGGCGACGUCAGUCACGUCGUUGAGGCUACGAAAAAGAGUCUGGUCGUGCUGAGGAAACGGCUCCUGCGGAAUAUUGAUGGCUUGAUGGAGAAGACUGGAGAGUCUGCGAAGCAGGAGGACGUCUUGAAAGCGUUGUGUGCGUACAGUCUGGCUACCAGCUCCGGAGCCCGUGAUGUGGUCGAUCACUUCCUCCGGGUCAGAGGAGCUGCCAUGGCCAUGUCCUUCGAGGUUGAGGACAAUGAGCGCCAGCGAGGCGCAGGCGACGUUCUCAAGAGUUUGAAUCUCUACACCAAAGCCCUGCUCGAUGUCCAGGCUCUAGUACCUUUCAAGCUGUCAAACGCCUUGUCCGAUCUCAAGAAAAGUCCUCUGCUGGCGGACCCAUCACUCAAAAGGCUUGAGGGUCUGCGCCUGGACGUCUAUGAGCGAUGGUGCGGAGAGGAGAUUCAGUUCUUCACGCCCUUCAUCCGCUACGACGACCUGGAUGGCCCACAGGCACGCGAUAUGCUCUUUAGCUGGGCGAAGAAAGGCAGUGAGGUGCUUGUCGAAGGGCUCAAGAAGACGAUGGAGCGGAUGAUGGAAUUCAAGGCCAUCACGGAGCUGCGUACUAGCGUGCUGCAGCUAUGGAUCCGCGAAGGUGGCAAAGCGAGAGGUUUUGAUCCUUCCGAGAUGCUAGACGAAUUACGCGGUGCCAUCAACGGGCACAUGCUGCACGUCCUCGAGGUCAAGGUCAACAAGCUGCAUAUCAUUGGGUCUGAGGUUGCGGCCACUUUGGACUCAUGGCAGGACGGUGUGACGGAUCAGACCGUGGACCUCUGGAAUGUGCGGAGCUUUGAUAUCGACUUGAUCAACGGAGCGGAUCACAUCUUGCAAGAAUUAGUCGCAAGAAUGUAUGGCCGCAAUGACUCGGUUUCCAAGGCCGUCAAUGGCUUCCAAUCUUGGCGGCGUAUCAUCGAUGAAGUCGGCGAAGUGGUGGAGCAGCUUCGAAGGCAGCGCUGGGACAACGACAUUGAUGAAAUUGAGGACGAGGAGACGAUCGAAGCGCGGCAGCAGCUUCUCAGCAAAGACGACCCGCGGACGCUGCAUGAAAAGCUCGAAUCCACACUCGCCAAAGCGUUCAAGGAACUCGACGAAAAGCUCACGAGCCUGUGGAAAACAAAGGAGGGUGCGUCGAACAGCGGCAGAGUGGCCAUGUACCUCCUCCGCAUCCUCCGCGACGUGCGCCAAGGCCUGCCCAAACUCGACGCGGUCAAGGGCUUCGGGUUGACUGUGGUGCCGUCUCUUCACGAGAAGCUGUCAGUCACCGUGGCCGCCAAGCCGAUAGAAACCUUCGUCAACCAAGGACUUUCACAAACGACCGUGGUAAGCCGGCCAUUAUGGGAGGGAAGCCCCGAGCUGCCGACGCAGCCGUCGCCUACGUUAUUCCGGUUCUUCAAGGAUGUUUCAAAGGAGAUGAGUGAUGCGGGUAUGGAUCUCUGGAGUGCGGUGGCCGUUCGUGUAAUGAAGCAGCAUCUCAGCAAGCAGCUUUGCGAGAAGUGGCUUGAGGCUAUCGCGACGAACGACUUGAAGGAUGCGAAUGUCGAAACCAACGGCGACAAGACUGAGCCUGCGCCCGAAGACCCGGCAAAGGAGCAAGAAAAUGAAGACACUCCCGAGGGGACUAAGAACGAGGAGAGUAAGGAAGAGGAAUCUUCGGAAGACAAAAAAGAUGAAGAAAAGAAAGAGGGAGCUUCCACGGAGGAUGCCGAACUUGCGCCGUCGCCAAAAGCAGACGAACUCGCCCAGCAGCGUCGGGAUCUCUUCACCCAGUGGCUUUAUGACGUCUCAUAUCUACGCUGUUUCCUCGACGCUUCCAAGAUGGGCAAGGAGAGUGAGCUUGAGGCUGUGGAGGAGAAGGUCUACCAGCAGACAGGCCUGGACAGCAGCGAAGCUCGACAGCGCAUCAACAAGUCUUCACAAGACUACUACAAGAAGACGAACCUGCUAUUCGGCUUGCUCGCAUGA
Molecule: messenger RNA, 2508 nt
Organism: Colletotrichum chrysophilum
Lineage: Eukaryota; Fungi; Ascomycota; Sordariomycetes; Glomerellales; Glomerellaceae
Exons: 1
Coding region: 1-2508 (835 amino acids)
Biological process (GO): intra-Golgi vesicle-mediated transport
Cellular component (GO): COG complex; Golgi apparatus
Source: RefSeq, a predicted model, not a curated record